Messenger RNA from Striga hermonthica, 1860 nucleotides. The record is from the annotation of a GenBank genome assembly. Lineage: Eukaryota; Viridiplantae; Streptophyta; Magnoliopsida; Lamiales; Orobanchaceae.
AUGGCGGAAAACGGUGAGGAGAAGCUCAUAGCCGUCGCCCGCCACAUAGCCAAUACCCUAGGCCACACUGACACCAUGACCGACGACAUCCUCAAGAUAUUCUCUAAUUUCGACGGCAGGCUCCGGGAGAAGCUCACCGAGAAUAUCUCUGUGGACGGCGCCGAACAGACGCUGGACUCUCUCGACCGGCAGAUCUCCCGCUGCGUUGCCGCCGAUCGCCCCGUCUGGUCCAGCUCCGCCGAUUCCUCCGCCUUCCUCGAUUCCGUCGACCAGCUGAUCUCCGCCGUCCGCGACUGGACCCCUCUUGCCGACGACAAGGGCAUCUCCUCCUGCCUCGACCGCGCCGAGGAACUGCUCCAGCAGUCCAUGUUCCGCCUGGAGGACGAGUUCCGGACGCUCGCCGAGCGCGGGGCGGAGUCGUUCGACCUGACCCGAUCCGAGUCGGCACACUGCGAUUCCUUCUCGGACGAGGACGAUUUCGACGAGGAUAACGAGGAUUUCAUCCCCGUCGCACAUCCCAUCACCAAUUACGACGUGGUGAUCGACGCCCUCCCGGCGGGGACCAUCGGCGAACUCCACGAGAUCGCGAGGCGGAUGGUGGCCGCCGGCUACGUGAAGGAGUGCUCGCACGUGUACAGCACUUCCCGGCGGGAUUUUCUGGAUGAGAGCUUUUCCAGGCUCGGCCUUCAGAAGCUCAGCAUCGACGAUGUUCACCGGAUGCAGUGGGCCCAGCUGGAAGACGAGAUCGAGAAAUGGGUCAAGACCAUCAACGUGGCCCUUCGGAUCCUCUUCCCCAGCGAGCGGCGGCUGUGUGACCGAGUCUUCUUCGGUUUUCCAAAUGCCGCUGACCUCUCGUUCAUGGAGGUCUGCAGGGGAUCCAUCAUUCAGCUCUUGAAUUUUGCUGAUGCUGUGGCAAUAGGAAGUCGGGCCCCCGAGCGACUGUUUAAGGUGUUGGAUGUUUACGAGACAGUGAGGGAUCUGAUGCCUGAAUUCGAACUCAUCUUUUCAGAUCAGUACUGUGUACCUUUGAGAAAUGAGGCUGUUACUAUCUGGAAAAGGUUGGGGGAAGCUAUUAGGGGAAUAUUCAUGGAGUUGGAGAAUUUGAUACGUAGGGACCCGGCUAAAGAUGCUGUGCCCGGUGGCCGAUUGCACCCCAUAACUCGAUAUGUUAUGAAUUAUCUACGUGCAGCGUGCCAGGCUCGGCUGACUUUGGAACAGAUUUUUGAAGACAGUAGUGUACUGAGCAAUGUUGAUUAUAGGAAAGGGGAUGAUCAUGGUUUGUUGUCCUCGUCAUCCUCGUUAGCAGUUCAAAUGGCGUGGAUUAUGGAGUUGUUGGAGAGUAAUUUAGAGGCCAAGUCGAAGGUUUAUAAGGAUUCUGGACUUUGCUCUGUGUUUAUGAUGAAUAAUGGGAGGUAUAUUGUGCAGAAGGUGAAAGACAAUGAGCUUGGCACACUCUUAGGUGAGGAUUGGAUUAGGAAACACACGGCGAAAGUGAGGCAGUAUCAUUCGUAUUAUCAUCGAAGCUCGUGGAGUAAGAUUUUGGGAGUCUUGAAACUCGAUAACAAUCCAGUGUCCCCAAGUGGGAAGAGCAUGAGGGAGAAACUGAAGCUAUUUUAUUCGUACUUUGAUGAGAUAUGCAAGACUCAAUCUUCAUGGGUGGUAUUUGAUGAUCAGUUGCGGGAUGAACUGAGAAUUUCGAUUUCGGGUUCUUUAUGCCCAACUUAUCGUAGUUUCAUUACGAGGAUGCAGGGUUUGCCGGAUAUUGGGAAGAACAUAGAUAGAUAUAUAAGGUAUAGUUUGGAGGAUGUUGAGGCUCGGAUUGGAGGGUUAUUUCAAGGUACUAGCAGUGGAAGAAGGUAA